ACGAACCCAAAGAGCCGAAAUCCCAAGCGAAGAAGCCUGAACGAAAGUCACUGGCGCGGGCGGUCGGCGUCCGUGCGAGGCGCCCCGUGCGAUUCAUCCUUCUCGCUCAGACUCGGCUGGGAAAGACAACAGGAGCUCACGCAUUCCAGCAAAGAGUAACCAUGGAGACUAGUGGUCCAGAAAAUCCCCCAGAAGGACAGACUUCCGCCCCUCACAACAAUUUCCGUGGCAGAGGAUCUUUCAGGAGCCGUGGCGGUGGAUUCCGUGGAAGAGGCGGCCCCGGCUUUUCAGCGGCACGAGGUGGAGGAUUCAGAGGAAGAGGCGCGCCUGGCUUUUCUCCGGGACCCAUGCGUGCUAGAUUCCGUGGUCGUGGAGGUUUCCGUGGAGGACGGGGUGGCCCUGAUGGUGGAUACCGUGGUGGCUUCCGUGGAAACUUCAGAGGAGGAUUCAGAGGCAACACAUAUGGUCAAAACCGCGGUGGCGGAUUCCGAGGUCGUGGUAGUGGUGCUCCCCGCGGUAGUUAUGGUGGAGGUUUUGGUGAAGGUGGCGGCUACAGGGGAGGGUACAACAGUGGAGGCUAUGGAGGACGUGGAGCUCCCAGAGGACGUGGCAGAGGAGACUUCGAUGGCGUAUUCCAGAAGCGAGGGGCUUCGCGUGGUUCAUAUGGCGGCCCUCCCAUGAAGCGGCCCAGGAUGGAUGGGGAGAGUGGCUACGGUAACAGUGGCUACGGUGGUGGAGGAUAUAACUCUACCAACUAUGACAACAAUUACAGUGGCCAGAGUUACAACAGCAACCAGGGAUACAACAGUGGAUACGAUAAAUACCAGUCAAACUCUGGUUAUGACAACAGCUACGGGGGCGGCCAAAGUUAUGGGGGCAGCAACUUCGACAACUAUGACAGUAGGGGUGGGUACAGCACGUCCCAGGCAGGCUACAACAAUGGUACGUACUAAGCCCUUUACACAAACCCAGCAAAGCCAGGUUGCACAUAGAGGAUGUAGCAAGGUUUGUGGGGAGCAAGUACUGUCUUUAAAAACCUGUUCAAGUGGGAGACUUGAUUGGUGCUGUGCAACAACAAAGAUUAAAUCACCAUAAAACAAAAAUGAUAAGGCAGUGGAGUCAUAGAAGUUUAUAAUGAAAGAAUGUGAAAAUGAAGAGAGGAUGCCCAAAGACAAAAAAUAAAUGAAUGUUUAUGAACAUGAAGAGUCUGAAGAUGAAUAAGAAAAAGACAGGAACAGAAUAUGAACAAUAAUGCUUAAAAACAAGCAUGGAGUGACAAGUAAAAGAUAAUAAUGAAAUAUUAGUAAUAAAAGUGAAAAUCAUAUAAUACAAGAAAUUACUCAGCAGAUUGAAGUGAAUUGUGUAUGGCUUCUUAAGUGUAAGAAAAACAUCCCAUGUACCCUGUGGAGGCUAUUAUUAAUUUUAUGUUUACUAAUGUGUUUGUAAUUAGGUAACUGACCAAACCAGGGGGUUGUUAGGGUGAGAAGUAUGUAAUGACAAUGGAUUAAUGUAAACAAUGAACUUUGUGUAAAGUGACCAUAGGCCAUCUUUUUUUUUUUUAAUGGUAUUUAAAAUUGUUUGUGUCUUCGGGGGUCCAUUUAUUUUUAUACUUGAAGUAACUGAAAGAUACUGUAAGUAAAUUGAAUUUAUGUGAGCUCCUUUUGUCUUUCUGACAAAUUUACAAUACAAAAAAAAAAAAAGGAAAAAACAGAAAGGCCAUGGUCAAGAUGUGAAUUGUCUGUCCUUUGUAUUCUUAACAAGUGCUGCUAGCAGUUAGGCUUGCAGUUGUUCAAGUACAAUAAAACCUUUAAGUGAAAAA
Penaeus monodon (black tiger shrimp) is the source of this 1819-nucleotide messenger RNA. RefSeq names its product TATA-binding protein-associated factor 2N-like. Lineage: Eukaryota; Metazoa; Arthropoda; Malacostraca; Decapoda; Penaeidae. The coding region runs from base 162 to 953 and encodes 263 amino acids. The transcript is spliced from 8 exons. The record is from RefSeq and is a predicted model, not a curated record.